Molecule: messenger RNA, 1110 nt
Organism: Gopherus evgoodei (Goodes thornscrub tortoise)
Lineage: Eukaryota; Metazoa; Chordata; Testudines; Testudinidae
Product: keratinocyte proline-rich protein-like
Exons: 4
Coding region: 19-1110 (363 amino acids)
Source: RefSeq, a predicted model, not a curated record
UGGGAGUCAGCCCCUUGCAUGGCCAAGGACAUAAUCCCAGGCACCUUCCCCUCCUCUCUCCGGUCUCUGUGCUCCUCCCUAAGCCCAGUGCUCUGUGCUACCCCCAACCCAGCACUCUGCUGCCCCAGCACUCUGCGCUACCCCAACCCCAGCACUCUGCUCUACCCCCAACCCAGCACUCUGCUGCCCCGGCACUCUGCGCUACCCCAACCCCAAUGCUCUGUGCUGCCCCAGCACUCUGCGCUACCCCAACCCCGGCACUCUGUGCUACCCCCAACCCAGCACUCUGCGCUACCCCAACCCCAGCAUUCUGCGCUACCCCAACCCAGCACUCUGCUGCCCCGGCACUCUGCGCUACCCCAACCCCAGCACUCUGCUCUACCCCCAACCCAGCACUCUGCUGCCCCGGCACUCUGCACUACCCCAACCCCAAUGGUCUGUGCUGCCCCGGCACUCUGUGCUACCCCUAACCCCAAUGGUCUGUGCUGCCCCGGCACUCUGCGCUACCCCAACCCCAGCACUCUGCUCUACCCCCAACCCAGCACUCUGCUGCCCCGGCACUCUGCACUACCCCUAACCCCAAUGGUCUGUGCUGCCCCGGCACUCUGCGCUACCCCAACCCCAGCACUCUGCGCUACCCCCAACCCAGCACUCUGCUGCCCCGGCACUCUGCGCUACCCCAACCCCAGCACUCUGCUCUACCCCCAACCCAGCACUCUGCUGCCCCGGCACUCUGCGCUACCCCAACCCCAGCACUCUGCUCUACCCCCAACCCAGCACUCUGCUGCCCCGGCACUCUGCGCUACCCCUAACCCCAAUGGUCUGUGCUGCCCCGGCACUCUGCGCUACCCCAACCCCAGCACUCUGCUCUACCCCCAACCCAGCACUCUGCUGCCCCGGCACUCUGCACUACCCCUAACCCCAAUGCACUCUGCUGCCCCGGCACUCUGUGCUACCCCUAACCCCAAUGGUCUGUGCUGCCCCGGCACUCUGCGCUACCCCAACCCCAGCACUCUGCUCUACCCCAACCCAGCACUCUGCUGCCCCGGCACUCUGCACUACCCCAACCCCAAUGGUCUGUGCUGCCCCGGCACUCUGCACUACCCCUAA